AUUUCUAGCAACCACCGGACGCAGCAUGGCAGGUGCGCUUGGCAUGUGGCAGACUUUGGGGCUGGUCCUGGUAUGGCAAGCGUCAGCUGCUCAUAGUGGAGACAUCAUCAAGAAGGUUGUGCACACACCGUGGUGGCCAGCGGGCAGUGAGAAGACGGCAGAAAGUGUUGGCAUCAUUUCCCAUGGCUUGGUUUACAUGACUGCCAUGAUGGAGGUCAACGAGACGCUGCAAAAGACAGCACUUCAAGAGACCUGGGAUGUGCGCGACAUCGCCUUGGCGGCUGGUGCCAACUUGUCCGACCUGGUGGAUUGUUUCGUCAACGCCCCCAGGGGCCACGCCGAUGCCGUGAAGGCCGCACUGAUGUCCGCCUUUCCAGCAGAAGUUCAGGCAUCGCCUCCCGCGUUCACAGUGGUUGAGAUGCCCGGUGAGUAUCAGUUCGUGUACAACUCCAUCAUGUGCGUGGCCAACAUCCCUGAUGGUGGUAGCAAAAGGCGCACUGUGAGGAAGAAUGGCCUUUAUGGGGUAUCUGCCAGAGGUUUGACCUUCUACGAGGGUGCAGAGGCACCGGGCACUAUCUCAGGCGCUUAUGAGGAGACGCGAAACAUCGUGAAUCGCAUGCUGCGCAGCAGCGUCCUGGUGGACUGCACUGCCUACCUGGCAUCGAUCCAAGACGCCCAGGCGGUGCGGAAAGCCAUCGUCGAGGUGACGGGCAUGAAAGGCUUCAUCCAGCCAUCCUUGACCAUCGUCCAGGCUACUGGUUUGGCCAACCGCUCGCUGCGGCUACGCUGCACGGCCGCCGAGGAUGACUCGCGCCUGAGGUCGGUCGACACCACGGAUGGGAAGGUGGUUUUAACGGAUAGUUUCGCUUUUGCUUCUGCUCAACUUGACAGAAACAGCACUGGUGUCAAUGCGCUAGAAUCCUUGGGAAAGCUCUUCAAAUAUGCCAACGUCACCCUCAAUGACGCCAUCAGUUGCAGUUUCUUCGUGAAGGAUCAGCAGAAAAUGCUCGACCUGUUUGGAGGCUUCUACGAAAUCUUCAAUAAGGAGAACCCACCUCCUCCCACGCGAGGCGAAUAUGAAGCCAUCACUGAAUGCGCGGAGUGCCAAGUGGCCGCCAAGUGCAUUGCUGCACGGCCGAUGGAGAUGGAGGUCCAUUCAGAAGCUUUGCGGGCCGUAUUGGUUUGACGGCCCCCACCAGCAGAGCAGAGAAAAG
Messenger RNA from Cladocopium goreaui, 1214 nucleotides. The record is from the annotation of a GenBank genome assembly. NCBI's taxonomy places the organism in Eukaryota, Dinophyceae, Suessiales, Symbiodiniaceae.